AUGAGAAUUGGGGUUGUAAUCAGGAAUAAAUGUGGUGAAGCAGAAGUUAUUCUGGCUACUCCCAGAGCACAAGUCUCAUCGGUGUUACAAGCUGAAUGCUAUGCAUUACUUCAAGCUAUGAAGCUUUGUCAAGAAUUGGGGAUCUGUCAUGUUAUUUUUGAAGGAGAUGCAAAAAUGGUAGUUGAUAAUAUUCAAGCUAAAGUGUUUGUUAAAAGUGAUGGGAAUAAAGCAACACAUGUUGUUGCACAAUUAGCAAAGAAUUUAAAUUCGGAAGUUGUUUGGCUUGAGGAUGGUCCAUGUGAGUGCACAGAGAUGCAGCACACAAAUAACCAGAUGCUUUCCGACCACGAUUUGCUCCCACGAGGCAGCCGCACCUCUGAGUGCUUUGACGAAGAUGGCCGCCCGAAGCGAGCAGGGACGGUUUGGAGUGCAAGUGUUUCCAUAACAACGGCUGUGGCUGGCCCAGCGUUUGAUCUGUCCUUGGCAUGGAGCGUUGCACAACUUGGAUGGGUUGCUGGUCCGGCUGUGAUCAUCUUCUUCUCCCUCGUGACUUACUGCACUUCCGCGUUGCUCUGCGCCUGCUAUCGUUCACCUGUCACUGCCAAGAGAAACCAUACUUAUAUGGAUGCCAUUCGAUCACAUUUGGAUGGAGCAAAGGUCAAGACAUGUUGGGUGAUUCAGUACGUGAACCUUCUUGUACAAGCCAGCGGGUACACUGUAUUUGCUUCCCUAAUGAUGAGGGAUAUCGAACGGUUCUCUAAAUGUGGAAACGCAGCUAGUGAUGAUGCAUGCUAUGUUAAUUCCAUGCCAUACUUCAUUGCUUUCGCCGUUGCCCAAAUAAUUUUCUCUCAAAUUCCCAAGUUUUCUCAGCUGCGCAGUUUCUCCAUUCUACGUCUUAUGAUGUUCCUAUUUUAUUCAGGAAUUGGUCUUGGCCUUGUUAUCGCUAAACUAGCAGGUGUGAACGGGAUAUACUAUACUGACCACUCAAUCGGCACUAUGACUCGAGCCCAAAAGAUGUUGAACAUCUUCCGAGCAAUAGGGAAUAUAGCUCAAUUAUACGAUUCCUCAGCCGUCCUUAUUGAAAUCGAGGACACAGUUGAAUCCCCACCAUCAGAAGUCGAGACAAUGAGAAGUGCCAUUCGACGUGGCCUUACACUCACAACCUUCGUCUCGAUGCUUUACGGCUGCAUGGGUUUUGCUGCUUUUGGAAAUAACUCCCCUGUAUUCCUCCUUUAUGCCUUCUAUAAACCAUAUUGGCUGCUUAACAUAGCAAGUGCUGCCAUUGUAAUCCAAUAUGCUGGAGGCUACCAAAUCUAUUUGCAACCCAUUUUCGGCAUGGCUGAGGAAACCCUAGCAAACAGAUUCCCGGAUAAUGAAUUCAUCACCAAAGACAUUAAAAUCCCGACAGGCUGCAGGCAUUUUGGUCCCUACAAACUCAACCUCUUCCGACUGGUUUGGAGGACAGUUUUCGUGAUCACAACUACUGUGCUAUCAAUGUUUCUAGCACUCUACCUCGACCUGCUUAAACUCAUACAGAUUUUGUCCUUUUGGCCUAUCGCAGUUUACUUCCCGGUGGAGAUGUAUAUAGUGCAAAAGAAGAUACCAAAAUGGAGCAAAAGAUGGAUUUGCCUUCAAAUCCUUAGUCUCGGGUGCCUCAUCGUUACCAUAGCGACAGCUGCUGCCUCUAGUGUUGAUCUUUUUAGUAUUGAGCCUAAGUAUUAUCCAUUCAAGCCCAAUUUCUAGCUAGCUAGGUAGAUCAACAAGUUCAAUAUUUCAUCGAUGAGCGUACGAUUCUAGCUAUAAAU
Messenger RNA from Carya illinoinensis, 1805 nucleotides. Its product is annotated as amino acid permease 3-like. Lineage: Eukaryota; Viridiplantae; Streptophyta; Magnoliopsida; Fagales; Juglandaceae. The coding region runs from base 1 to 1743 and encodes 580 amino acids. The record is from RefSeq and is a predicted model, not a curated record. Gene Ontology annotation, cellular component: plasma membrane. Gene Ontology annotation, molecular function: RNA-DNA hybrid ribonuclease activity; nucleic acid binding. The transcript is spliced from 8 exons.